UUUUUGUAAGUAUAUCAAAUUACUCUCGAAUACUUGCAAUGUAAAAUUAAUUUUUCUGCAAGAAUCCAAGGCUAGAAUGCAUAUAAUUUAAUGUUAAUUAGUCAGUGACACACCUUUACUUAACUUAAACCACCGCGGUUUGCUCUAAAUUGCGUUUUAGUAUCGACUAAUCUUUAAUAAAGAACACAAGGUGUAAAGUUCUUAGAAUAUAAUUAAAAAUGAAACUACUGGUAAUUUUCCCUCUUAUGGUUUCCAUAGCGUCAGGAAUUGCUAUAGACGGAGGUGCUACCUUGGUAGGUCCGGAUGAACCAGGAACUCUAAUUAAAGGACCUUCAUCCAAAGCAACAGUGAAAGGACCAUCAGGAAAACUUAUAAUUGCAGGAGGUGACACAGGAGCUGUGUCUUCUGGCCCCAAAGCUGGAGGAGUUGUCAGUGCUGCUGGUCCAACUCCUGGUGUAAUCGCGCAAGCUAUACCCGUAGCAAGGGUGGAACCCGUAGCAAGUCCAAUUUUAGAACCUGUACCUGUGAUAGCAGCCCCUGCAUUGCCUUUAAAAUUAGUGCCGCAACAACCCAUUGAAUAUAUUGAAACCUACGAAGAACCAAAAUAUGUAGCUCCAUAUCCGAUACCUAUAGAAUAUUACAAGAAACCGUAUUAUUAAUAUUUUUUUUUCUUCCUAAAUUAAUAUGCCAUAUUAUGACCACUGAUAAUUAUUUAAAUACGGUUUAUGUAUAUAAAUAGUAAUAAUUAACAAUUAAUUUUAUAUCUUUUUUUUUUGUUAAGAGAUACUUAAUAAAAGUGCAUGCCUAUACUUUUAUGUAAUGAUUAUGUAAUUAAUAAUACCGGUGUAUAAUAUAUAAAACGGUAAAUACAAAAACCUUCUAUUUUCAA
Molecule: messenger RNA, 889 nt
Organism: Sitophilus oryzae (rice weevil)
Lineage: Eukaryota; Metazoa; Arthropoda; Insecta; Coleoptera; Curculionidae
Exons: 3
Coding region: 219-659 (146 amino acids)
Source: RefSeq, a predicted model, not a curated record